AUGAAAGAUUGCAGGAAGAGAGGAAAUGCUGUUACAUAUGUACAAUACAAUACAAAUAUCAAGUCCAUCUACGUAGGGCUGCAUAGCGAGCCUCGGCCUCAAGGAUCUGGGCGGGAGCUAGCAUUAGUGUGGUUUGCCACUCUCCACCUCCCAUCUUGCGCAACCGCCCAGAUUGGUUCAACUACCACAUCUGCUACCCAAUCAUUGAACAUCAGCACAGCCUUUCGGAAGCUCAAGAACAUGCUAUAA
This is a messenger RNA of Bipolaris zeicola 26-R-13, 249 nucleotides long. RefSeq lists its product as uncharacterized. The transcript has a single exon. The record is from RefSeq and is a predicted model, not a curated record. NCBI's taxonomy places the organism in Eukaryota, Fungi, Ascomycota, Dothideomycetes, Pleosporales, Pleosporaceae. The coding region runs from base 1 to 249 and encodes 82 amino acids.